AUGGCACUAAGACUAGCCUCCACUAGACUGUUUCGUCCACUUCUUGCUCCAACCUUGAAUUCUCGAAUUCUAUUCCAAAGAUCACUAUCUGAUGAUACAAAGUCGAGAAUAGAAAAGGCUGUCAAGGCAGCAGACGUCGUAGUGUUUAUGAAGGGUACCAAGUCGGCCCCACAGUGCGGAUUUAGUCGUGCUGUGGUGCAAAUCUUGGAAUUACAAGGAGCGCCAUUCGAAUCAGUCAAUAUACUAGCUGACGAGGAAAUCAGACAGGGAAUCAAGGAAUUCACAUCAUGGCCAACCAUCCCACAAGUCUUUGUAAAGAAUGAAUUCGUUGGUGGAUGUGAUAUAUUGCUUCAAAUGCAUCAAAACGGAAGCUUGGAAGAGUUACUCAUCAAAGAAGGAGUCAUAGCGCCCCAAGAGGCCGAGACACCACCUGCAUCAACGGCAUCGCAAUAA
Messenger RNA from Synchytrium microbalum, 453 nucleotides. RefSeq lists its product as uncharacterized. The coding region runs from base 1 to 453 and encodes 150 amino acids. The record is from RefSeq and is a predicted model, not a curated record. Lineage: Eukaryota; Fungi; Chytridiomycota; Chytridiomycetes; Synchytriales; Synchytriaceae. The transcript has 6 exons.